UGAAAAUGAUGAAAUGAUAUUCCAUAAAUAGACAAAACCACUAACAGCGGAAAUAUCUAAUCAUUUGAGUAAAUAGAGUUCUAGAACUUUUUAGAACCGAAUUUGUCAACUGCAACCUAUAUGUUCUUUUUCAACUGAGCAAAACGACGUGGACAUUGUCAUAAAUACAUAAAAUAUCAUUAAGCAACAGAAACUGACUUUUAGCGUAACUGAAAGUUUUACCUUUGGCCGCCCCAAAUCUGGGAUGAUUUAUUUUGUCAUUAUCUCAUAUCAAUAAAUUAGGCAAUCAUUUCUAUUCAUUUUAUAGAUAGGUUGCGUUUUUGUUUCUUUGCUUUUGCUUUUUUUUUCCAAAGAAACUACAAUAUAUCCUUUAUUCUACCUCUUUCAAUAACAUACCACAAGUAUCUUCCUCAUACAAAUAAGAAAUAUGGGUAAAGCACAAAGUAAACUUAGUCCGGAACAGUUAAGCGAUUUGCAGAAAUGCACAUAUUUCGAGAAAAAAGAACUACAACAAUGGUAUAAAGGCUUUUUGAAAGACUGUCCUACCGGUCAACUAGACAAAACAGAAUUUCAGAAAAUAUAUAAACAGUUCUUUCCAUUUGGCGAUCCUUCACGAUUUGCGGAUUAUGUGUUUAACGUGUUUGACAAUGACAAAAAUGGAAUGAUAGACUUUAAAGAAUUUAUAGUGGCAUUAUCGGUUACAAGUAGAGGACGAGUCGACGAAAAACUAUAUUGGGCAUUCCAGUUGUAUGAUAUUGAUAAUGAUGGAUAUAUUACUCGGGACGAAAUGCUGAAAAUUGUGGAUGCGAUUUAUAAAAUGGUAGGCAGUAUGGUGAAACUACCUCCGGAUGAAGACACUCCAGAAAAGAGGGUCAAUAAGAUAUUCGAUUUAAUGGAUAUUGACAACGAUAAUAGACUCUCUAUGGAUGAAUUUAAAGAAGAAUCGAUGAAUAAAGAUAUCAGGGCCUCGGACUUGGACUCAAAAACAUCCCUACUUGAAUGAGUAGACUACAUAACACAAGACAGCUCUGUAAAUGAGACAACGGACGAAAGUUUGCAAUUCGAGGAUUGAUAUCAUAAAGUAUCCCUUUUUUUUUUUUUGAAG
Mycotypha africana is the source of this 1105-nucleotide messenger RNA. RefSeq names its product calcium-binding protein NCS-1. Lineage: Eukaryota; Fungi; Mucoromycota; Mucoromycetes; Mucorales; Mycotyphaceae. The coding region runs from base 428 to 1003 and encodes 191 amino acids. Gene Ontology annotation, cellular component: membrane; intracellular membrane-bounded organelle; cytosol. The transcript has 8 exons. The record is from RefSeq and is a predicted model, not a curated record. Gene Ontology annotation, molecular function: calcium ion binding.